Saccoglossus kowalevskii is the source of this 1032-nucleotide messenger RNA. RefSeq lists its product as uncharacterized. The record is from RefSeq and is a predicted model, not a curated record. NCBI's taxonomy places the organism in Eukaryota, Metazoa, Hemichordata, Enteropneusta, Harrimaniidae.
AUGUUACUGGUUGAAAUUGACAAUUUGAGGAUGGAGCGUGAUGAAGCCAGAGAAGAAAUAGCAAGAUUAAAGAAACGCAUAAAUCAGUUGGAAAAGUGCUCAACAGUUUCCAGUAACUCUGUGGCUGAAUCAGACUGUAACUGUAAUUUGAUGACUGGUUUAUCAUGGGCAGUGUUUUUACAACUAUUUGCAGCACUUAGUGUCUCAUUUGGUGAAUUUAGCUGUACUAGGGACAGCCUGCCACUGAGAGAACAGUUCUUUAUAACACUAAUCAAAUUAAGACAUGGAGUAACCUUUGAUUUCCUUGCACACAUUCGAGGUUGUCCGAAGUCCACAGUUAUAAAUUAUUUUUGGAAGUGGACUGAUUUGAUCCAUUCAAAACUCGGCUUUAUGGUGCAGUGGCCUACAAGGGAAAACAUAUUUAACAAAAUUCCACCAAUUUUUAAAAAGAAAUUCCCAAGGUUGACAUCAAUCAUAGAUUGUUUUGAGAUUUUUAUAGAUGCACCCAAAACUUUGUUAGCAAGGGCACAGUGCUAUAGUAGCUACAAAAAACACACUACUGUGAAAGUCUUCAUCUCUUGCAGUCCCCUUGGGCAGAUAAAUUUUAUUUCGAGUGCUUGGGGUGGUCGUGUGUCAGAUGUGCACCUUGUCCGUGAAAGUGGAUUUAUAUCACCAAAGUUACAUUUCCCGGAGGAUCAAAUCCUUGCAGAUCGAGGUUUUACUUUGGUGGAAGAUUUUGCCACCAGUUGCUCAGCGCAUCUGAUUAUACCAGCUUUCACCAAAGGAAAACUCCAGUUGUCUGCUGAGGAAGUUGAAAAUUCACGGAAAAUCUCUUCUGUGCGUAUUCAUAUCGAGAGAGUAAUUGGGAACAUGAAAAACCGAUACACCAUUUUACAAGGCCCGUUGCCAAUUCGCAUGAUUCAAAGUUUAAAAAAUGAAGCAAUGGGUGCAGAAUUGGCCAGCAUAGACAAGCUUGUUAAAGUUUGUGCAGUACUGACGAACAUGGGGGGCAGUAUUGUAUAUGCUGAAUGA